This is a messenger RNA of Suillus fuscotomentosus, 300 nucleotides long. RefSeq lists its product as uncharacterized. The record is from RefSeq and is a predicted model, not a curated record. The transcript has 2 exons. NCBI's taxonomy places the organism in Eukaryota, Fungi, Basidiomycota, Agaricomycetes, Boletales, Suillaceae. Bases 1 to 300 code for a protein of 99 amino acids.
AUGGAUGAUGAAUAUGACAUCUGGUAUAGGGACCCACGGUUGAUGGCACAUAACAUGCUAGCGAACCCUACCUACAAGAAUGAAAUUGAUUAUACACUGUUUCGUGAAUAUGAUGCUGCUAAUGACACACUCCAAUGGAAAGACUUUAUUUCCAGAGACUGGGCAUGGCAACAAGCUGACGAAAUAUCAAAGGAUCCAAACACGCAUGGGUCAGCAUUUGUUCCAAUCAUUCUUGGUAGCGACAAAACUACCAUUUCUGUGGGCACAGGUAACAAUGAAUAUUAUCCCCUGAAUGCCUAA